AUGCUGGAGAGGCUCCCGCCCGAUGGCAAACACGUUGCCAACACUCUAGGUGUCCAUGAGUCAUUCCUCGCACGAGCCAUCCAGGGGAGGGUCCCCGAGAGGACCAGCGAGCAGCGAGAGAGGCUGCGCAUCCACCGUCGAUUCUUCACUGCUCUAGCCCUUCACAAUUUAGUUCACGAAGCCCCCAUAGUCUACGUGGCUGGGAAAUACGGAGUGAGCAAAGGGCUUCUGCAGACUCUCCAGAGUGCUGCCGGGACAUUCUCGGGGAUGGUCACAGUCUUCUGUAGCCGACUCGGCUGGAAGAACUUGGAGCUACUCCUCUCGCAGUUCCAGAGUCGACUCUCGUUUGGCGUGGAACGGGAACUCUGUGACCUUGUCAGGGUAUCUCUGGUGAAUGGGUUCAGAGCAAGAGCCCUGUACAACGCAGGUUUUCACUCCCUCUCUGCCAUCGCAUCUGCGAAUCCACUCGCUGUCGAACACUGCCUCAGAAACGCAGUUCCUUUCAAGAGCUCCAAAGGAAUAGUUACUACUUUUGGAGACCACAGCGACAAUCGGGGCACUAUGUGGUGUGCGAGACUGAGGCGGGGCAUGACAGAGUUUGAGGCUGCCAGGGAGAUAGUGCACGAGGCACAGAGGAUCCUGUCAGAGCAAAUGAACAUUCCUCUUGGUGCUUGGAAAACAAUGCAGGCUGUCCUUCCCAGUGUUGAUCCAGCUGGUGGCGAUGAGAUAAAGAAGGAGAGACCUAUAGAACCUCCUAGCAGUAAGAGAAUCAAAUCCUCUACCACAGGGGACCAUAAACUGACAGAUAUCGGUGAUGUAGCAGUACAUGUGGUGGAUUCAUCCAGUGACAAACCCUCAUCCACCUUCAAAACACCAAAGAAUCCAAGAAAGAUAUUGUGUAGAAGAAAGACGGCAACCAAGAUUGAGACUAUAAAGUUUACAUCAUCUCCCAUCAUAGCGUUGUCUAGAGUGACAACCUCCUCCCCUCGACCAUCAACACCAACCGGUAACAAUUAUCGAGAGACCCCCCAAGUCCCACUUCUUGGAACAGAUGUUAGAGAAGAUGACAGCAUUAGUUACUCACCACUGUUUUCACCAGACUCUAGCGGAAUCUUCCAGAAUCCGUCACGUGAUCUUCUUCACACUCCUCUCCCUCUGCAAUACUUUCAACACAGCUCUUCACCUCUCUCCCAGAACAAAGUGGCUGAUACAUCUCAUCCAGCAAACUGGAAGACACCAGUGCUGUAG
Messenger RNA from Geodia barretti, 1248 nucleotides. NCBI's taxonomy places the organism in Eukaryota, Metazoa, Porifera, Demospongiae, Tetractinellida, Geodiidae. The record is from the annotation of a GenBank genome assembly.